Ustilago hordei is the source of this 1374-nucleotide messenger RNA. RefSeq lists its product as uncharacterized. The record is from RefSeq and is a predicted model, not a curated record. Gene Ontology annotation, molecular function: hydrolase activity, acting on carbon-nitrogen (but not peptide) bonds, in linear amidines. The coding region runs from base 1 to 1374 and encodes 457 amino acids. The transcript has 3 exons. Lineage: Eukaryota; Fungi; Basidiomycota; Ustilaginomycetes; Ustilaginales; Ustilaginaceae.
AUGAUCGCAAGGCCACUAACCAGCUCACUCUAUCGACCGGCACUCGGACUCGCUCGCCAAGCAGCACCCCGCACCGCCAUCCGAUGGUACACACCCGGCACACUCCGCAUCAACCCGGAUCGAAUGAUGAAAACACUCCACGAGACCUGCGAGUGGGGUUCCUCCCACUGCCAUGGCCCCGGACCCCACGAGACUGGAAUGGAACGCCUUACCCUCGACGAGAAUGACGCUACCGCCCGUCGAUGGCUCUCCGACGAAGCACAAAAGCUCGGAUGCUCCGUCACCGUUGACCAAAUGGGAAACAUGUUCCUCAUCCGACCCGGCAAGUCCAUUGGUCACCCUACCGCUAUGGGAAGCCAUCUCGACACGCAACCCACCGGCGGUAGAUACGAUGGCAUCUUGGGCAUAAUGGCAGGUCUCGAAGCUCUUCGCACCCUAAACGAUCAUGAUAUUCAGACUGAAUACCCCGUUGCAUUGGUGAAUUGGACGAACGAAGAAGGCGCGCGAUUCCCCCAGUCAAUCGUUGGGUCUGGUGUAUGGUGUGGAGAUGUUCCACUGGAGAAAGCCUGGGGGUUGCAGGAUGUGAAGGAUUCGAGCUUGACAAUGAAGUCAGAGUUGGAGAGGAUCGGGUUCUUGGGAGAAACAAAGUGUUCGCACGAAGCAAUGCCGUUAGCUGCUCAUUUCGAAUUGCAUAUUGAACAAGGACCGAUUUUGGAAGAGACAGGGAAGAAGGUAGGGAUUGUGCAGGGGGGACAGGCGUAUAAGUGGUUCAAUGUGAAUGUUGGGGGUAGGGAUUGCCAUACUGGUUCUACUCCGUUUGAGACUAGGUCGGAUGCUAUGCUUUGUGCGUCUAGGAUCAUUGUUGAGAGUAAUCGUAUUGCGAAGGAACAUCAGGGUUUGGCUUCUACCGGAAUCCUGCGUUUGACACCAGGAAGCGUCAACACAGUACCCGGUCAAGUAUUCUUCACACUCGACAUCCGACACCCUUCCACGGAGAAGCUCGCCUCUCUCUGUUUCGCCAUUGAAUCCGCCGCUCACUGCAUUGCCUCACAAGAAAGCGAAAAGGGCUGUCAACUCGAAUGGACAGAAACAUUCAACAGCCCGGCAAUCACUUUCCAUCGCGACUGCAUCGCCUGUGUCCGCAAAGCAGUCGAGGCCAUUUACGGAGCUGAUCAAGGAAAAGACAUCUAUAGCGGUGCAGGACACGAUACUUGCUCAACAAGUAAGAGGUGCCCAUCAUCGAUGAUCUUUAUUACGAGCAAGGAUGGGGUGUCGCAUAACCCUAGGGAGUAUAGCUCCCCGGAAGAUUGUGCUAUUGGAGCACAGGUGCUGAUGGAUGCCGCUCUGUUGUAUGAUUCUCAACGCCAAAAGUGA